AUGAGCGACAAGUCAGGGGAGGACGAGCAUUUGAACGACGAAAUGGGAGACAUUUACUAUUUAAGAUCAGACGACUUCAAACCCAACCCUACAACACAUCGCGGGUGGUCCAAGCAACUCUCCGUCACUAUCUUGGCUGCUAUAUGCUUGAUCGCAAAUUCGUUUUGUCUCAUUUUCGUCGAUAACAAUCUCCACGGAUUUAUCUUAAUCCUGUCAGUUGGUAUUGUUGAAGGUAUUGUGUUCUUGGCGUACAGUCUUGUCAAGUUUGUUCUCAGAAUUGACAAAGUCCAACAAUUUUUGAAAAAGAACCGAAUUGUCAAAAAGGUGUUUUCCACACUGAUCAACAAUUACGACGAAAAGACCUUUGUUUUCAAAUUACCAAACGUUGAAAAGAUCAUCGCUGAGAAUAUGGUAUACGUCAUCCCAGAAGAUGAUAGAGAGAAUUUGUCGCCGCUUGCAAGGUUUGAACGGUUGUAUUUCACAUUCUGUCAACAGAACGAGUAUCACAUCAAAAUAUUCUCAAUAUUCCUCUCGAUUGUUGCGUGCGUUGUGGCGUUUGUUGAGUUGUUCUUCUUCUCACAAUCUGCCGUGUCUUUCAGAAAUUUGUAUUCCCAAGUUGUGGAAUAUACGAUUGUGUGCUUCAUCAAUAUCUCGUUGGCGAUUUUCUUUUUCUGGAAAAUCUUGUUGGUCGUAUUUUUCGUUCUUUUUGAGCUGUCGUUUGCGAUUGUUCAUAACUCGUUCAAACAGGAAACUUUUCUGUCAUUUUUCUUGCUUCUUGUAGUGACCGUUAUUUUCGGAUUUAUUGUUCCAAUGACGUCAGUGCAUUUCUAUUCACUUUUAUUGAUACUUUUCACGUUUGCAGUAUUGAUUUCUAUUGUCAUAGUGUUGGCGAUUAAGGCGACCAUACUUUUAUACAAUCUAACACGACAAAAUCGUUCGCUUUGGGUGUACAUUAAAGAGAAAAUAACCGCAAUGAAAUCACGGAAAAUAGCUACCACCAUUGUUCUGGUGUUUAUUUUGUUUGUAUUUGUUUUGAAUGUAUGUUCUGUACUUGUUUUUGUGAUGUACACAAAACCAGAGGAGCACUUGGUGACAACAUUCGACACCGUCAAUGCGACGUUUGCACACAACUCGACGAGUUACUGCGACUUUGAAAAACACAUUUCACAACUGACGUUUGGCAUUGGAGAGGCGACGUAUUUCCGACAAGAAUACGCAAAGCCCUCGAUUAUAACGCCAACUAUCAACAUGUCUGAUUUGUUAGAAGUGAGUUCUUCUACAAAAGACUAUUACCGUAUGACAAGUGAAAGAAUCCCGAUGAAUGGAAUUGUUUAUUACCCAAGCGUUAUCAAACCAAUGAACGAAGUUGUAUUUAUUUUAUCGAAUUCCAUGACCAAUUUAAUUGACACUGAUAUGGGGUACGUCUACUUGCAGGAGUCACUUGCAGAAAACGGGAUUGUGUCCAUUUCCCUUGACCACGGGUUUUUGGAUAAAGAUGUGAACGGUGAGUGGAUUGUUCCAAAGGACAACACAAGUGAGGUGAGUGAGGUGUACAUUGAAGCUCGAGUACGGUUAACUCUUAACGCAAUGAAUUAUUUGUACGACAGACUCAACCAACAUUUCAAUAUGAAAUUGAACUUUAGUGGAAUAGGGAUUAUUGGUGAUCGAGAGGGUGGCGGCGUGGCUAUGCGAGUAAGCAACACACUCAAGAACAACGAACAAGUGGUUGGGAUAGAUAAUAUGCAACCAAUUAAGGUGGUGAGUUUUUCUGCAAUGAAUUGCAAAGAAAUUCCGAUCAACAACCCAAUUCAAAACCUCGAUUCGUUCUUUUUAGAGACGUUACCAGAGCUGUCUGCGUAUGAUCCGCCACUUUUGUCGAGUUACUACUUAUUUAAUAAGACAGAAAGGAACGACUCACGGGAGUACCAAUACAGUGGAUGUUUGAUCAUAGAAAAGGGUAUUGGAACGUCGUUUAACAUGAAAGACAAACGAAACACGUCCGACAUCUGGGUAGAUAAAUUGUACAAGAACGAACCAAACAUGUUGACUGAUACCGAGUUGCGAUGUGUUUCAAACAACUACUUGACAAGUCACUUUUUGUGCAGCUUAGUUGGUGAUUGCACCAAUUUGGACUUGUUAAAGGACUUCAAAAAUGGAAAGGGAAUCAUCCCAACUAAAAGUGAGUAUUAUAGCACGUUUGAGUCGAGUAAGGAAGUGAUUGUAUUUGCUAAUGGAAGCGAAAAUGCUGUGAUUAUGGAUACAAACGCAACCUUCUCAGGAAAGUUGUUCCAAAAUAUUUACCAAUCACUCCACUUGAUAUUCGCGUGUGAUGCAGGUCAGUUGUGCUAUUGCGAAUUCAAGAGGAAAGAGAAUAUAAAUGCAAGUGGAAUAAAAUUUUCAUUCUUCAAAGACGUGGACAACAAAGAGAUUAAGUAUGACCAAUUUGUGGUUGUGUACAAAAGUAACGGGGAAAUAUUUCGGCUGCCUUCGUUCACUUACAAACGAAUUGACACCCAUGACAGUAGUACGGAUAUCGCCAAACUGUUUUUGUUACAGACGUAUUCAUUUGACUUUCCUACUCCAAAUGUUUAUGUUACAAAGUUUAGAGUGUACUUCACAAAGGAAAUUCUUCUCGACGAUAUUGCGUUUUACUAUUAA
Messenger RNA from Entamoeba invadens IP1, 2658 nucleotides. RefSeq lists its product as hypothetical. Bases 1 to 2658 code for a protein of 885 amino acids. The transcript has a single exon. Lineage: Eukaryota; Evosea; Mastigamoebida; Endamoebidae. The record is from RefSeq and is a predicted model, not a curated record.